Molecule: messenger RNA, 1482 nt
Organism: Mangifera indica (mango)
Lineage: Eukaryota; Viridiplantae; Streptophyta; Magnoliopsida; Sapindales; Anacardiaceae
Product: NAC domain-containing protein 73-like
Exons: 3
Coding region: 213-1082 (289 amino acids)
Biological process (GO): regulation of DNA-templated transcription
Cellular component (GO): nucleus
Molecular function (GO): transcription cis-regulatory region binding; DNA-binding transcription factor activity
Source: RefSeq, a predicted model, not a curated record
AAGAGGAGAAUUUAUUUAAUCUCUUCAGUAUGCCCUCAAGAAGAAAGAGAAGAGCUGGCUUGGAGGGAAACAAGGCUUUGGAAAACACAAGUUGUUUUUUCCCUUUUUCCUUUUUGUUAUCCCCUUGUCUGUCACUCUGUAUAGCGGUAGUGGGGGAAGGAAGAAAUUGAGAAAGAUCAGUUGUGUAAUGGGCAUAAGAGAAACCAAAGGAAAUGACUUGGUGCAAUGACUGCAGUGAUGUGCAAACAAUUGAAAGAAGCUCGUCGCCAUCAACUACUAAUAAUAUUACCGCCAAACCCAAAGAUUGUCUGGUUAGGUCUUGUCCUUCAUGUGGUCAUCAGAUUAAAUGUAAUCAGCAGGCGAGAAUUCAUGAUUUGCCUGGACUACCAGCUGGGGUGAAGUUUGAUCCGACGGAUCAGGAGCUUCUUGAGCAUCUGGAAGGGAAGGUUCGAUCUGAUACUCGAAAACUUCACCCACUUAUCGACGAGUUCAUCCCUACACUUGAAGGCGAGAACGGAAUAUGCUAUACCCACCCUCAAAAGUUGCCAGGAGUUAGCAAAGAUGGGCUAGUUCGUCACUUCUUUCAUCGACCUUCGAAAGCGUACACAACAGGAACCAGAAAAAGAAGAAAGGUGCACACAGACACGGAGGGCGGCGAAACCCGGUGGCACAAAACCGGCAAGACCAGGCCGGUCUUUGUUGGCGGCAAGGUGAAAGGUUACAAGAAAAUUCUUGUGCUUUAUACCAAUUAUGGGAAACAGAAAAAACCAGAGAAAACCAAUUGGGUGAUGCACCAGUACCACCUGGGCAACAAUGAAGAAGAGAAAGACGGGGAGAUCGUGGUUUCAAAAGUUUUCUACCAAACACAGCCUAGACAAUGUGGUUCACUCAUGAAGGACGCUCUCCCACCAAAAUUAAUGAAGGGACAAAGCGGCCAUGAGAGUCUUAGAAAUAAUCCAGGUCUUGAGGCGUUUUACAAUCCUUCAUUCAUAUCUUUUGAUCAAGGCGAUCAAAAUAGAGCGAGCCCCCCUCAACUGAUUCCCCAUUUCGCACCACAUGAUGGCUCUUCGUUUAUUCCUUGAAAUGAGAGAGAAAAAUGAAAAAAUAAAUAAAUAAAUGAGGGAGGCAGGCAAGAAAAGAAGAAAGGAAGAUAAAUGGAGGGUGGAGAUUGUGGUUUCAGUGAUUGUGCAAUGCUGGGAAUAAGCUCAUAUACAAAUAAUAUUUCAGAAAAGGACACAACACAAGGAGAGGAGAAGAAUAAGGAAGAUUUACUUCAAAGAAGUAGAAGUCGGAUUCUUCAACGUGGAAUUUGAAGAUUUCGCCUUAACGCAAUUUUUUUUUUUAUUGGUAUUAAAAUUCAACUUUGUACAGUGUCAAGAAUGUAACAUUUACAAAAAUGGGGUGAUGACACACUGACAAUGGUACCUUUCAAACUGUACAAAGAGAUUCUUAUCAUUAUAUAGUAUUAUAUUCUCUUGUUUC